Sorex araneus (European shrew) is the source of this 5786-nucleotide messenger RNA. RefSeq names its product G-patch domain containing 2 like (gene GPATCH2L). Lineage: Eukaryota; Metazoa; Chordata; Mammalia; Eulipotyphla; Soricidae. The transcript is spliced from 10 exons. Bases 144 to 1595 code for a protein of 483 amino acids. The record is from RefSeq and is a predicted model, not a curated record.
GCCCCUCCGGCCCAAGCCGGAAAUGAGGUCAGAGAGGGAAACCCCGGCGGGGAGACUCGGCCCCGAGACGGCGGCGGCGGCGGCGGCGGCGGGGGCGGCGGCUGGAGGCGGCUGGAGGCGGCUGCUGCAGCUGAUGUGGCCUCAUGGAUGAGCUGGUCCAUGACUUGGCCUCAGCCUUGGAGCAGACGUCCGAGCAGAAUAAGCUUGGCGAGCUGUGGGAGGAGAUGGCCCUGAGCCCCAGGCAGCAGAGACGCCAGCUGCGCAAGCGGAGAGGCCGCAAGCGCCGCUCAGACCUCACCCACCUGGCCGAGCACACCUGCUGGUACAGCGAGGCCUCGGAGUCCAGUCUGGAUGAAGCCAUCAGGGACUGCCGGGAAGUGGCCCCCCUCACCAACUUCAGCGACUCCGAUGACACAAUGGUGGCCAAAAGGCACCCCGCCCUCAACGCCAUUGUCAGGAGUAAGCAGCACUCUUGGCAUGAGUCUGACUCCUUCACGGAGAAUGCCCCGUGUCGGCCGCUGCGCCGGCGCCGGAAGGUGAAGCGAGUGACCUCCGAGGUGGCCGCCAGCCUCCAGCAGAAGCUCAAGGUGUCCGACUGGAGCUACGAGAGAGGAUGCAGGUUCAAGUCGGCUAAGAAGCAGCGCCUGUCCCGCUGGAAGGAGAACACGCCCUGGGCCUCGGCCGGCCACGGCGUGUGCGAGUCGGCAGAGAACAGGACUUUCCUAAGCAAGACGGGAAGGAAGGAGCGGAUGGAGUGUGAAGCCGACGAACAGAAGCAGGGCUCCGAUGAGAACAUGUCGGAAUGUGAGACCAGCAGCGUGUGCAGCAGCAGUGACACGGGGCUCUUCACCAAUGACGAAGGUCGCCAAGGGGAUGAUGAGCAGAGUGACUGGUUCUACGAAGGAGAGUGUGUCCCGGGAUUCACCGUCCCGAACCUUCUGCCCAAGUGGACUCCCGACCACUGCUCUGAAGUGGAGAGAAUGGAUUCUGGGUUGGACAAGCUCUCCGAUUCCACAUUCCUUUUACCCUCUCGACCCGCUCAAAGAGGGUACCACGCGCGCCUGAAUCGCCUGCCUGGAGCCGCAGCUCGGUGCCUCCGAAAGGGACGAAGAAGGCUUGUUGGGAAGGAGACCAGCGUGAGCACUCUGGGCACCGAGAGGCUCGGCCACAUCAUUAGCGACCCACGGCAGAAAGAAAAGAAUAAAGCAUUGACUUCUGAUUUUCCUCACGUUUCCGCUUGUACACAGGAGCUGAAUCCGCUCUCUCCCCUCUACUCCCUGGACAUGCUCGCCGAUGCUUCCCACCGCCGGUGCUCCCCAGCGCACUGCUCCGCCAGACAAGCGAACCUACACUUGGGGCCUCCGUGCUCACGAGACAUCAAGAGGAAGCGGAAGCCUGUGGCCACAGCCUCUCUGUCCAGCCCCAGUGCAGGCCGUGCGGAUGCCGCCGUGGAAGCAGCCGCCCCAGCACCGGAGGCCCAGAAGUCUCCCGGCUCCGAGUGGCUGGACAGGACCUCGGCCGCGGAGAAGGGCAGCCCCGGCCCUGCAGCCACGUUCUUCAAGACGCCCCAGGAGAAGAGCCCGGGCUGCAGCUAGAGCACCGGGCGCGGGCCCAGCGUCUCCAGACAGAUCUCCCCCGCCCGGACCCCUCCCCGCCGAGCAGCAGGCGCUCUGAUUCUCGAAAACCCUCUCGUAGAGAUCAGGCCUUUUCCAGAUGAACACAGAAUCCCGGGGCGGGGCGGGGCGGCGGUGUUCUUCCUCGGCCGCCCUCUGCUGUCCUGGUGGCCUGGUGUCUGUCUCUGUGCCGAAGAAGCCCGACGGCUGCUGGCGAGCCUUUCCCUCGGGGCUUGUUUUCGUCACCCGAGGAAGCCCCGGCGGGAGCCACUGUUCCAGACCCACUUAGAACCCGAGUCAGGCCGUGUGGACUCGUGCGUGUGGGAGGCUUGCCUGGGCGCCGGGGCUUCCUGCCCGCCAGUGCCAACACAGACACAGCCCCCGAGUUCUCCGCGGGGGAAGAGACACCAGCAGCACGGCCCCGGGCCUCCCCCCGCCCGCUGGCAUCUGCGUCGGGCCUGGCUGCCUCUCCGAAGCCGCCUCCUCCUGGAAGAACCCCGUGCUGCCCCGCACACGGGCCCGUCACGGCCCCGAGGCUUGCGUGUGCGCCACACGGGAAGGGGUGGGCCCUGUCUUCCCGCUCUGUGCCCCAGUGUAAACCUUCCCGUCCUCAGGGGCACUUCUGUGGUUCGUAUUACUGGUCAGUCACCUGCCGCAGAAAUUCACGCUCUGGUAUAAUCAUGGCCCCUUGGAGCCCUGCUUUGGGACGGAAAAAAAAAGUUUUUUCUGACAUGCCUUCAUACGUGGGGUGUUGAUGGCGGCUUCACUGCGGGGCGCGUUAAUAUCCACAGCCAGGCCGGAAGCCGGAUGCUCCUUUAUCAGAGUGCGGAAUAAGCAACUGCCCCGUGGAGACGGCCCAGUAGUGUCCGGGGGCCGGCACUCGGGCCUGGCGGACUCCUUGUGUGCGUGUCCACGGCUUUUCACUGGAACACGCAGGAGCUCUUCUGUAAGCGCGCACUGCUCUGGUGCCCUGCCUAGGCCGCGUUUGCCCAGGUGGGCCAGUGCCGCCGCCCCCCACCCCCAUUGGGGUGCUAGAACAAUCCAGGGGGCCUGGAAGUACCUUGGCAUAAUGGGGGGGCGCCUUUUGUUUGUCCGCUUUAAGGAGCUCCAGGGCGGGCACCAGGCCGAGUAAGCUUGGGGAGCUCGGCCGGAGGAGCACCCGCCUCUGUGCCCGGGCGGUCUGGGUGCUGGGCGGGACACUGGGCUCACCCCCAGACUACCACCGGUCCUGUUGCUUACACAGCGCGUCCUGGAGGGCUGCUCUCCCUUGUCGUCUCCUUCGCCAGGGAGCGUCCUGUCCUGCGGGGCUCCAGGGCUUGGCGCUCAGUCCACACGCUUUGACGGAGCAGAGGGUGCCGGUUGCCCCUCGCAAGGAAUACGGUAGCAGAGGGGCCGAUUCCGGGCUGGGGGCUGCCGAGGCCCACCCAGCAACCCUGCCCCCCCCCCCCCCCACCGCCCCGUUCUCCCGUGGCCAUGGUCCUGCCCGAGUGCCAUUCCGGUGUUGAGGGGAACACCUCUUCUCCCGACAGUCCCCCACCCCCUCCCCAGGUUCCCGCCGUGUCCCGGGUGUGUGUUCCCAAUGCGGUUUGUUGGGCCUCUGGGAGAAGCAGCACACAGACGUGCUGCUGUUCCCGUGGUAUCCGCUCCGUGGCUCAGUUGACAGCCUUUUGCAGCCGUCGUGGUUCAGGGAGCGUCUCUUCCCCGUGACGUGUCGCCUCAUAGUCCUCUCUGCCUGUGACCACCACACGUGUGUAUAUACAGCCCUAUUGACGUGUUACUGUCUCUGUAAAGAGUGGUGACUGCUGCCGCCCCAGAGUAGCCACCAUGCUCUGUGACUCGCUCCUGGGCUCCUAGCCAAGGCUAACAGCACCCGGACUUUCCAACUUGCUCUGCCCUGGGUCCUGACCUUGUUCUCCUUGCUACACGGAGUGAGUCUGAAGCCCGUGUAUCUGUCACCGUGUGCCAUGAAUGUCUCAUCAUCUCCCGGGGAGCUACGUACUUCCGAAUACUUCCACAGCGAUCGCCCCCAAUACGCCACAUCUAACUGUAAUAAGUGGGGAAGGAAAUUAAUUGCCUAAGAGAAGAGCCAUUAAGCACACAAAUACUUUCCAAUCCAGGGUUGUAAAUCGUACACCUCAUUUUAAGCUGCUGUUUGAACAUGUGUACAGAUUUAUUAACCAAUUUAUCCUGCUUGUUUUCUGUAUGGAUCAAUUCCAGAGGAAUAGCUUUAGAAUCAAGUGUAUUUUGAAUCUUAAACUUUUAAUUUCCUUUCUUCACAUGUCAAAACGUAUCAUGUUCAUAAUAUUAAGAGUCUGUUAACCUUUCAACAAAAGACAACUGAAAAAUCGGUUUCAUGAUCUGUCAGAAAAACUUUGAUGGCAUGUCUUCUUUAGAAGAUAAUCCAGGAGUGCACAUAUUCUUGAUCUGCUUAAAAAAGUAACGGAAACCAAAUUACUUGGGGUUUCUGAUUUGUCCCAGUUGACUACACAGUCUUGUCUGAAUUGUAAUCCUGUGUGUUGUCCAGAGUGGGCAAAAAUCAAGAUUUAUCUACUUGCAUGAUCAUCACUCGUGAAAGAUAGUUUUGCAUACGAGUUUUAAGGGAAUUUGAGAUUUUUUUUUUCAGGUGCAAUUAUUUUUAAGAAAACAGCUUCCUUUGCCUCCAAAUUCCUGUGUUGCUUUUUGGUAAGAACUACUCAGAAGAGAAAAAUUGGUAGCUAUUUACGUGGUGCCAAAGCUGGGAGGGGCAGAAUGUAAUCUUGGUAUUGUAGAGCGUGCUCGACAACUAGGCUACUCUCAGCCUAAGUACUCUAGAAAUCAAAUGCAGUUUAAAAAUUGUGCGUCAAGUUUUGCUGGGCUGUGAAACAAGCUGUAAGCAAGACCGUCUUGGGGACAGGACCACCAGCUGAUAGAAAGCCUCUCAGUCUGAGACGUGUCUGCUCCCUUUGCCGAGCUAAGUGCCUUGCUCGGGCAGACGGAUCAUAGAAUCGUUCACAAACCUCAAAGAGAUUACAGUGCUCCCAGACCCCAGUCAGGGAUGCUCUGAUGCCACGAAGUAAAAGAGCAGAGUUCACCCAGAAGCCACCCGAGUCGGGCACAUUUGGAUGUUGGGGAACGGCAGCCGGCACUGCCAUCCAUUGCUUGCUUGCAGGGGGGUCCUCCCCUGGGGUUCCCGGAUCCACCUCCCGGAAUGCGUGGGUCAUGUCGGGCUCUGCGUCGUUCUGGCUCUGUUACCGAGCUGUUGUGCCGUUCUCAACAUUCGAAGCCAGGUUCAGUGUUCCGUGAGCCUGCAGAGCCUGCCCUGAGCUGAAGGAGAACCGAGUGAAUUGCUCUGACAGCUGCAAAGACCCGGUCUGCUCGGGGGCUUAGGCAUGCACGGGAUAUGGAGGUGAGGGGGGCUGGAGUUGGUGGACAUCAGCGGCUGCUUUGAGGUACCCCCUUGUCAGUAUUCUCUUGAUCCUUUUGCCCAGUUGGGACAUUGGUGGAGUUGCUGGUGGUGGCAGCGUCAGAGGGAUUCCUUGUGCAUCCUACGAGUCUGGAGGGGACAGGAGGGGAAGCUGGUGGUGGCUCGGACCUGCUCUGACCAGCGCUCAAAUGCAAAGCAGAAGAGGAAUGAGGCUAGUGCCCGAGUGGGGAUUGGGAGGUUUUUAACUGGCCCAGCAAAGCAACCGUAGGGCCCAACGACGAAAUUCUCCUGCCACUGCGAAUAAACAUAAUAAGGACUUAGUUAAGGAAGUAAAAUGUCCACAUACAGUAUUGGAGAAGGCGGCGUUGGCGAGGCCUGGAUGUGGGAGGCAAGGGAAGGGGAGGGCCGCUAGGUGCCCAGCACCCGUCAUCACCGCCUUCCCGGCCUCCCUCCAGCCCUGCAUCAGCAGAAAUGCAGAGUGCAGGCCCUUCCGGGGGCCCGGUGCUUGCCCAAAGUUGAGAACCAGAGGCUUGGUCACGGGGAAAUGUUUUAACUUCCUGGUCUUCCCCUGAACUCUGAGGUGCUUUUUUAUUUCCUGAGUAAGUAUAGAGAUGUUUUAUAUAUAUGCUUCUUUGCAGAAAUUGUUAAUGUCUUUUAUUUCCCAUACGUAUUCCUCAAGUACCUGUAAGAUCCCUUGGAAAUAUUGAGAGGAUGGUAUGGGGGUGGGGGCGGCGGGAAAUGCCAUGGAGACCAGUUUUAGAUGGACGGAA